This is a messenger RNA of Solenopsis invicta (red fire ant), 7947 nucleotides long. Its product is annotated as ensconsin. Gene Ontology annotation, cellular component: microtubule cytoskeleton. Lineage: Eukaryota; Metazoa; Arthropoda; Insecta; Hymenoptera; Formicidae. The record is from RefSeq and is a predicted model, not a curated record. The transcript is spliced from 19 exons. Bases 2120 to 5587 code for a protein of 1155 amino acids. Gene Ontology annotation, biological process: microtubule cytoskeleton organization.
UCAGUCACACACUCGGGCAUGUUCGACGGGGACGUUCGCGCUCGUUAAGCGAUAUAUCGUUACGACGAUAUACGGUGACGUCUUGACACAUUCGUAGGAUACACGUACACGUACUCGUGAGAUGACGCGAUACGUCCUUGAACGAGAGGUACGAGUCGCUCCUGGGAGAAUGGUAGGCAAGGGAUUAAUUUAGGAUCCCUCGUGAAGCUGCGGGAUUAUCCAACUUCCUCAUGGUGACGUGCGUCUCUCACAGUGAAAUCGCCGAUAAAUUGGGAGCGCCGAGUGAGAGUGUGUGCGCGCGCGCGCGCGCGUGCUUGUUUGCUCGCUUGCUUUGUGCCCGCGAGUGCUUUAUUGUAUGCACCGUGCGGAAUGCAACGUGGGUUGCGCGCGUUGCGUGCCAACGCGGCCCCGGAGUGCGCGGUUUGCCGGCAGAAAAGGAAAAGUUGUAAUGCACGGGGGGGAUUUCUAAGUGUGCGAGGUCGUGCCGCGGCGAGCGGGUGCAACCGAUUAAUCCGGGUGCCCGGGCUCUCUUUAAAAUCGGCUGCGAUUCACGAUAUGCGAUCCGCGAUCACGCUCGUACGCUACGCUCGUGCAAGGGUGCUAAUUAAAUUUUUCUAACCGGUUAAUCCGGAUUUCGGUCGAACGCUCGCAAUCGCCACCUGCGAUACGCGCGAUUGAAGGCCUGGUUAAUGGAAGAAAUGUCACGCGGAGAAAUUACAUCGCUCCAAGUCGAAAUUCAGCUUGCACGCGGCAAGUGCUUUAAAGAAAAAGUGUAGCUUUUCCACGUCAAUUUUUAAUCUGGAUGCAAAUCGAAGGGAGAUCGGAGACAGGGACGCGGACAAAAUAUCCCAACGAGUUUAUCUCUGCGCAAAUUUAAUCUGUGUGUAGAUCGAAAGGGUACCCGCUCGACAAUGUACUCCUCAAAUUUUUCAAUGUUUUAAAAUGGAACGGAAAUUAUACAGCAUACAUACGCUAAUAUGCUAAGUUUUGUUUCACUUGCCAAUGUUUGGAUUCGAAUAUGAAUGAGACGACGCGAUAGUUCGUAUUCAGGAAUUUCGAGAUCAAAAUUCAUAUUCAGAUAUAAUAAGAUAAAUAUUUAUCUUCGCUCUUACUUUUCGAAUUCCUACCUCGAGAAGCUACUUAAGGUGAAUCUAUCGCCAGCUGCGUAAUUUAUCCAUUAAACGAUCGGCUAAACAGACUUUGCGCGUCGUUUAGUAGCAUAAUUAAACGGAUAUAUUUGUCGAGAUGAAAUUUAUGCAUCAUCGAAUUUAUCAAUUUUGAUUGACGCGUAAGCUGAAUUCGAUGUUGAACGCCGAUAAUCCCAACCUUUACAGACAUAUAUAUAAACGCGCCUCGGAGCAAGCGUUAUCUUUCGCCGAACGCUAGAUUAAAUUUACACGCUGACGUAAUGCGUGAUCGCGCUUGAUCGCAGACAAGUCUUAAAAAAAAAGGUAGUAGUCACGAUCUUGAACCGUCACGUGUUGGAUUAUUUUUUUCUCGGAUCGAUCGAAAUAUCGUGUCACGGCAACGAUACGUGACACCGGCCGUCGCGUUGCCUUCGCCGGUCUGCAUUAGUUAAAGCGUAUGAAAACCUGUCGAUCUGAAAUUUAGUGCUCCCAAUUAAAAUUCCGUUUGCAUCAGACGGGAACUUUAUAGCGGAUGAUAAAUUAAAUAAUUACACAAGAACGCGCCAGCGGAACAGGUGAUUACGCGAGCACCGAUCGAAUCCUCUUUUCUCCGUUCUCAGACGCUACCUUUCGCUUUCAACGACGAUUCGUUCGCAACACAUGAACGUUUAAUCAACCGUGCGCGGGGAUUACUUCGUUAGCUCGGACGUUUAUCGGCCGUAAACGAGAACGGCGAAUGCAUGGUGCAAUUGGGAGCCAAGUGUAGGCAGCCGAGUGAAACCUGGACAACACUUCAUCGAGGCACUCCUCACGUUUCCUCGGGAAUCGUCGAGGAGCCGAAUUUUAUUACACGUCCCGGAAUGCGCGAAUAAUAUCGUUACGAUGUAACGCCAUAUAAGUCGUUAUGCCGGUCGAGGAUUGCUCGCGUUUCCACCCGAGACAUUGCACCGAUUGCGAGCACGUGUGACGCUGAUGGUGGAGACCCGGAUGAUAUGGGAGCCAGCAGAAUGAAUAGAGAGAUUCCCAGCAGCACCCUCGCGACCUUGAGGGGGAUCCUGGUGAGCUCGUUGUCGAGGGAGAACCUCGGCCCGCACGACCUGCCCGUUCACGAGCACAUGAGGCAUCGACCGCCCAGAAAAGUGCACUUUCACGAAGGUGAGUACUCCGUCGUAAAAAGCCGCUGUACAGAUCAUCUAGAAAAUCGCGGUGAGUAUUCGCCGAAGUUGAUGGAAGCGUCUUAUCUUUCUUCUGUGGCGUCAGCUGGAGCCGCUCCUGAGGAAACUAACCAAAGGUCCAGUUCUGCACACAAUCGCCACUCUCUCACGAAGGAGCAAACGAUGCACUGGUUCGCUCAGAUUGGUGGUGAUUCCCUCCCUUUGACAGAUGUGAAGCGCCCGCGAAGUCUCUACGACGAGGACUCCCUCGACGGCGAUCGUCCUUACGAGAAUGAAGGACGGGAGUCGACGGGAAGCUCGAAGGAAUUGGACAGGGCGAAGCUCGUCCGCGAGAGGCAGAACGAGGAGCGGCAGCGGAAGUUGGAGGAGCUCAGGCAGCAAGCUCUCGCCGCGCAACGCUUCCGCGAGCAGCGUGAGGAAGAGCGACGAAGACGCAUUGAUGAGCUCAGAUCUCGUGAUAAUGACAGACGAAAUCAAGUUGAAGAGAGAAAACGGCUGAUAUGCGAGGCGGAGCGAGAGAGACGGGAGGCUAUCCUCCGCAAGAAUCAGGAGAGGGAGGCACGCAUCGAGGCGAAGAGAAGAAACGAGAGAUCGCACAUCGUAUUCGCGUUUGGCAGCUCCACGCCGCGGAUGCUGGAGCCCGCCGACACCGGCGGUUCUACCUUUUGGGGCACCCGUAGAGCCACCUCGACCACCAAUGUCAUGAUGUUCUCUGCUGCGCAGCCUCUCACCAGGAGAUCCUCGGAGAGGGAGCUGGACGGCAGCAAGAAACGGGCCACUUCCGCUGGUGGACUCGAUCGGAAACCGGGAGAAGAUAUGAGAAUGUCCUCGUCCAUGUACGAGGUGUUCAAUUGGAAUUCUAGCCCCGAUCCCCCCUUAACUCCUGCCAAGUAUAAGAGAGCCAGCCUCUCUCUGCCCCCCACAACCGACAUCUUUACCGUCGAUGAUAAGUCCGAUAGCGACACUAUGCGUCCCAUGAUUCAACGUGUUGCCAGUGGUGAUGAUAGCGACGGCGGUGGCACGCCCAGCACCCCGACCUCGGUUUUGCUACGUGUGAACAGGAGACGCACCGACCUCAUGCCGACGAUACCGUCCCCGCGCGACGGCCCGCCGUCGACGGCACGCAGCUCCAGCGCCAAGGCCUUCACACGCUCGCCAGGUAGGACUUACUCCAUGUCCAGGCUGGACCAGCUGGCGCAGCCUAGGAAACGCACGGUCGAGCAGCAACUCGGCACGUUGACGGAGCAACAGCAGAGCCAGCCUCUGCAGAGCGCUUCUAGCAUGAGUCGCAGCAUGUCGCACUUGGCCGCGCCCGGAGGAGCCAAGAGUCUAAAACGCUCCGAUAAUUCGCGUAGCAUGGGCACGUUACCGGGCGCGGUGCCUAUGCCCAGACCCACCCGCGCCGAAAGAUUACGCCGUAAGGCUCGCGAGCACCAGCAGGCCGCCCAGCUGCAGCAAGGUAUCCGCAGCGGCGAAGUGACACCCAACAGCCCGUCCCGACCGCACAGCUCCAUGAGCCAGCAGAGUGCCAGCAGCGUGGGCAGCAGUAACGUCAAUCUGCGUACCCGCACGGCCGCGUCGCGCCGACCGCGGCCUGCUUCUAUCGCCGGUACCGGUGUCUCGAUCAUAGAGAAACACAAUCUGGUAGGUGACAUGAAAUUAACGAAGGAUUCAAAGCCACCACUGCCAAAGGUCCACAGCACUCCAAAGAAACCUUCUACACCCAAAGCCACGGAAGUGAGGAAGCCAACGGAGAAAUUAAUCAAGAACGUCAAGUCAUCACCGCGAAUAACUCCGAGGGCGACACCUCUGCAGAGUCCCGGAGUCGAGCACGUACCGCUUAUCCGCGAAACUAACAUGGAGAUCAUAAAGCAGGAUGAGGGUAAAGAGGCACCAGAUGUGAAAUCGGAGGACAAAAACGAGGAGAAGAAGGAUCAGGGUAGCGAAAAGGCGCAGGAAGCGAAUGUUAUCAAAUCCGUAAUUAACGAAACAAAGGUAGCAGCGGAACCUAUGUCGGCAAGCAAACAAGUCAAAGACGAGACGAAUCUAAUACAGGAGAAUCUAUCGGAUGCUAUUGCGGAAGAACCAAAAGUUGCUAAAAAGGAAGAGAACAAGCAGGAGAAAAAAUCGCCGGAGAUGACGGAAAUCAAGCUUGAAGGUGAAAUGGACGAGCAGGUUGACAUGUCAGCUUCGAUGAUCGCGAAAAUCAGGAUCACCACCGAAGAGGAGGCGAAAGCCGCUUUGGCUGAGCGUAGGAGAUUAGCUCGAGAGCAAGCAGAACGAGAAGCAGAAUUGGAACGCCAGCGACAGGAGGAAGAAGCGCGUUUGGAAGCUGAAAGAUUGCGCGCAGAAGAAGAAGAACAGCGUCGUUUGGAGGAAGAAACUAUACGCUUAGCUAACGAAGCUCGAGAGGCUGAAGAACAGCGAUUGCAGUUAGCAAUUGAAGAAGCUAAACGUCGCGAGGAGGAGGAUAGAAGAAAAAGAGAAGAGGAAGCUCGCCAGAAACAAGAAAAAGAAGAAGCAGAACGCAAAGCAAGAGAAGAAGCGGAAAGACAACGAAUCGAAAUGGCUGAAAGGCUUAAGAAGGAAGAAGAGGAGCGCAACGCCAGACGCAAACGGGUCGAAGCGAUUAUGCUUAGAACUAGAGGCAAAAAUCAAACCAAUACUUCAAAGGGAGAAGGUGGUGAUGGUGACAAGCUAAAAGAAGACAGUCCUACCGAUGAGAGCAAACCGGUACCGGACGGUAAAGGCGACGACGUUAUGACAGCCAGUUUAAUUUCCGAGGCGACUCAGCAAUUUAUCAGCGGCGAGCAACGAGCACAUCACACGGAAAAUAGCGUAUCUGCACCGGACAUAGUGCAUAACGGCACGACACAUAGAAACGGCAUUAACGAAAGUAAAAUUGUAUUGGAUAAUAAUCAGGGUAACGUUGAAGGAGAGUUGAACGGUCAUCAUACGAAUCACGGGAAUGGUAUCAACAGUCAAUCGAUUACGCUGGACAAUGCCACUGUCAAGCAAAACAACGUGACCAACAACCUGUUAGACCUGUCGGACUUUGAUACUCUGAGUAAUAACAGUAGCGGCUACGAUACCGGGCCGAUACUCGAACUGACGCCCAAUCUAGCGAACGAGGAUACUCUCAACUCCAAUUUAAAUCCGGCGGCAAUGCCGUUUACCCCGAUGGGGUUCAUGCCCGCUACCGCUAAUGCCAAUGUCAAUCCGUUCCAGGAUAAUUUCAUCAACAAGCCACAGGACAACAAUCAAGUACCAGAUCUACUAUCAUAAGGUAUCUCUUAAACGUUCCCGGACGAACAGAAAAAGAGCGGUUAGGCAGCCGAUAACCGAAUUGCUCAUGGCGAGCAGUAGCUAUUUUCGGAACGAGACGUUGUUGUUUAUGAUAAUGUAAAUAACCACCGUCGCGCAACGUAUCAUGUGUAGGGGAUGUCUCGGUGAAGCGAGAGUGAACGAGGGCGCAAAGACCAUCCCCCGAGUCCCACAAUCACAUGCCGAGCUCUGAGCGUCGUCACCGGGAAGAAGAAAGUGUAAAAUAAUAUAUAAUGUUAAUUAAUUAUUAUUGCAACAGCAAAGUGUGGACACUCAGUCUGUGUGUCGUAGUACGCUAUUAGACAAAUGUAACUUUUUAAAGGAAGGGGAUUUGAGGUCUGUUUGUAACACAUCAUUUUCGGAUGUUCAUACACGGACGUAUUUUAUGAUAAUGAAUCGAUAUGAAAUUAUUUUCUCUCUCACACAUACACGUGCAAACACACACACAUGCAUUAACACACGAUUUCGCCCUUGUCACAUACACACAUACACAUGCGUGUGUAGAUUACAAGCAACACUUUUGAGGCGUUAAUCAAUAGAGAUGAGAAAAUUGAAAAUUGAAGAGUAAAUGACGAAUAUAAAUAUAGCACAAGACGCAAAAGAAGAAGGAUAAAAAACCAAGAGUCUGAUCAAACGCUGAGAACGUAUCUGCCAAAACGACGGAUUAGAGAAUGUCCCUAACAUAUAAGAGAUAACGUAGCGUAAUACUAUCUUAUAACAAUUUCACGAGCGGAGUUAUCUAAGCGCGUUAUCGCGUUCAACACGAGAGACAUUCUGCGGAUACGAGAUGGGGAAAGUAGCACAGAUAGAAAAAGAAAACACUUUUCUUCCAUACCAGAUUUCGAGGCGUGCGCUCACUAGUCAAGCAAUCUUACUGUUUUUCCCUUUUCUUCCUUCUUUUUAUCGUAUUUCAUUUUAGAGGGCCUACUUAACAUUGGUAUAUACUCUAGGUAUUCGCUAGACUUCACUAUCGUUACGUUUUUUUCGCGGAUUUCGUGCAAAUUCUCUAGCUGUGAUUAUGACGAUGACGAUAACGCUGAUUGCUUUGUGAGAUAGCCGCUGCAUAAGUUAACGGUGAGUGACGAUCUAGUAACGUUAAUUAUAAGAAUUGUUAUACACGCGAGAGAUACUAUGGAUGGGAUUUAAAUGCACUUUAUUCGACGAAGGUAAAUAGGUAAAUAUGAUCGAUACCGCAACGUUAAUGGAAAAGCGAUUAUCGCUGUAAUCGUCAGAAAAGUGCGAGUUUUACUUGUCAUUAUUUGCAACAUGAAAAAAUGAGACGUGGAAUGUAUCGGUAGCAUGCUUUAUAUUUUGCGCUCGCCCUAUUUCACGAUAUCACGUGUAAAAUUUGGCGACAGAUUAUUUAUAAUGAGGAUGCAGAAACGAUCAUUUCUGUUAUCUUAAUUUUAUCCGGGAAUAAUUAAGAGAAACGAUUGUCGACACUAUAUGAAUGAUAGGAUUAGUGUACAGAUUGUUAUUCAAUUUUUUUUCGUACAUUUGCGCUUGAAAUUUAGCGCUCUUUUUUUUCUCGCUCUUUAUUCAAAUUUUAUUAUAAUCAGCGUAGAAAUUUUAACGAGUUGCAUGUGAUGUAAAAUGAAAAUUUUUUUUCAUAAAUGUCGUUUUUAUUUGGGCUUAAGAUUUUUCUUCGUAUUUGCGACUUGUUUUUCAUCGGGCGCCGGGAGAAAUUCUCUCGUCCGCGAAUAAUCGAUAUAUUUUCUUAUGAAUGAUUAAUAUAUAUUUUUAUCACAAGUUGUUAUAGAGCGAGCGUGUUUGUACAGAGUUGUGCCGCGAGUCACUUGUUCACAUGCCGAAAACAUCCCGAUUUAUUAUAUUUUAUAUUAAAAAGAAUAUAAAGCGGAUACCCAAAAAGUCCAAAACCAUGCAAAGUGACAGAUUUAUUGACACGUUUUAUUACCCGUUCUCAUAUGAGAAAUUGCCUCUGCGUUUGUCUUGUAAAAAUUUCAAUGCUGUAACGGACCGGAAAAUGCCCGUUUUCGUUACGACUUAUUGUAUGAAACUUAUUUAUAUUAGUUCUCCUUUUUCGUCAAUAUUUAUUAAUCGUUUGGACACCGUAUAUUACCCCUGCGUCACGUGUACACUUAUACUAUUUUUAUUAGAUUUGGUUGAGAUUCUAUUAAAACUAUUCUAUAAGAAUACCUAAUAAUAAUGGUAAUUAAAUAGAGUACGAGAGAAUGUUUCUAAAUAUACAAUAACGAAAAAAUGCUAAAUAUCAUCAGUCAUGUCUAAAAAAAACAGAUACUUCAUAUUGUAAAAAAUGCUUGUAUGUAAUAAACACUUAAUACUGAAAAAAAAAAAAAAAA